Molecule: messenger RNA, 1985 nt
Organism: Hemicordylus capensis (graceful crag lizard)
Lineage: Eukaryota; Metazoa; Chordata; Lepidosauria; Squamata; Cordylidae
Product: solute carrier family 2, facilitated glucose transporter member 5-like
Exons: 14
Coding region: 176-1660 (494 amino acids)
Biological process (GO): monosaccharide transmembrane transport
Cellular component (GO): membrane
Molecular function (GO): hexose transmembrane transporter activity
Source: RefSeq, a predicted model, not a curated record
CUUCCGAGUUUAUUAUUUCAAGAGAAAACAGGGCUUGGAUGACUUCUCUUCAGAAAGCUACGGAGUUUCCCAGAAACAUCGGACUAACAGCUGUUAGCAACUAGAUGCCAAACUUGAUGGUCCCUUGGGUCUCAUAGAGCAAGCUGAGUUCAAUUCCUGACAUAUUCGAGAAAGCAUGACCACGAUACAGCCGAUAGAAGAGGCCACAUACAAGAAAAGGAGGAUGACAAAAUGCCUUUUCCUGGUGACGGUAGUUUCCAGCUUUGGGUCUCUCCAAUAUGGUUACAACCUGUGGGUGGUCUACUCCCCAUCUGUGCUCCUACAAGACUUCUACAAUGUAUCCUACGGAGAGAAGAGCAUUCUCAACAAGGACCCAAACUACACUUCGUUCCUGACGGGCGUCACCAUUGCUUUGUUCCCGCUGGGAGGCAUUGUUGGGUCUCUUUUGGUUGGCUUCCUCGUGGAUAAAUAUGGCAGGAAGGGUACCUUGGUGAUCAACAGCUUUCUGUCCAUCAUUGGUGCUGUCCUCAUGGGUUGUGUCAAAGUGAUACGGGCCUAUGAAUUCACCAUGGUUACACGCUUGGUCAUUGGAAUAUGUGCAGGUAUAUUCUCCACUGCAAUCCCCAUGUACCUCGCGGAGAUCUCCCCUGAAAAUCUGAGGGGAAGCAUUGUCAUGACACCCCACCUCUUCCUCAUCCUUGGUGUCCUGGCAGCUCAGAUACUUGCUCUUCGUGAAAUCCUGGGGACCCACGAAGGUUGGCCCAUAUUGAUGUGCCUUGUUGGGAUCCUGGCAUUGUUUCAGAUGAUAAUACUGCCCAACUUUCCUGAAAGUCCUAGGUAUCUUUUGAUACAGAAAAAGGAUGAAGAAAAAGCAAGGAAUGCCUUGAAGAAACUGAGAGACCAGGAUGAUGUGGAAAAUGAGAUGGAAGAGUUCCGCCAGGAGGACCUUGCAGACAAGUCAGAAAAGCAGAUGAAUUCACUUAAGCUACUCUGCUUUGCAAGCCUACGGUGGCAGGUCAUCUCUGUAAUCGUCUUGACCGCUGGGCAGCAGCUCACUGGUGUCAAUGCAGCAUACUUUUAUACGGAGAGGAUCUAUACGUCGACAAGGAUUGGCUUGGACAACGUACGGUACAUCAGUAUAUGCUCAACCGCUCUUCUCAUCUUAUCAAUCUCACUAGGGAUGGUUUUGACUGAAGUUGUGGGGCGGAGGCUUCUGCUUCUCAUUGGCUUCGCAAGCUGUGCCCUGUUUGGUGUUCUGUUAUGCAUUACCAUUCCAUAUCAGAAAAACCUCUCAUGGGUGGCAUACCUCAACACAAUAUUCGUUGAUUUAUUCCUCUGUGGACAGGCACUUGGGCCAGCUUCUAUUCCCAAUGUGAUAACAGCGGAACUGUUCCUUCAAUCAUCUCGAUCCUCAGGCUAUGUGAUUGGAGGAUUUGUGCACUGGUUCUUGUACUUUUUGACAGGCGUGACAUUCCUUCAUGUAGAGGACAAUCUUGGAUCCAGCAGCUUCCUCCUGUUCUUGCCAGCGUGCAUAAUUGCCUUUAUUUACACCUUCAAGGUUGUCCCAGAAACCAAGAACAAAAGCUUUCUGGAUAUCAGGAGGUUCAUUUUAAUUCAGAACGCCAAGAGGAUACUGGUCAAAUCACAGACAAUUGGAUAGAAACUCUGGAAGCACUUAAGGCACCAUUUUAUAAUUUUUUUGUGAAGCAAAAGACACAGAACAACCCUUAGCCAUUGUUCUUCAACUGUCUUGGCCGCAUUGAUGAUAAGGGUUCUUCCUGGUCUACAGGAACAGCUUUUUAGUACUAAAGAGACUCUCUGCUCCUCUGCCAUGAGAAAUGAGACAGGUCAAGAAAGACAGAGAGCUGCUGCAUCUUCUUAGUUGCUUUCGCUUUCAGGUUUUGGUAUUCCUUUACAAAGAUUGGUGAUCAAUAUUUGGGUUUUAUGUAUUUUAUUUUAUUUUAAUUAUAUGGAAUUGCCUAACA